UCCCCCUGCUCACCUUGGGGUUUCCCUGACUGCAUCUUGUCCCCUUCUCUUAUCCGUUUUGCCCUGUCUCUCGGAUGGCUGUCUCUCCGCGGGCAGGCAGGAGGCCGUCAUCUGCACCUUGCCCCGCCCCACUCACUGUCUCUCUCCCCCCGCAGGUUCUCCCCAUGACACCACCUGGAAGGCUCUACCUCCUGCGGGUGUGCAGCGCCCCCCUCCUCCUCCUCCUUCUGGGGCUGCUGCUGGCCCUGCCGCCUGAGGCCCAGGGGCUUCCUGGUGUUGGCAUCUCACCCUCAGCUGCCCGGACUACCUAUCAGCACCCUCAGAAGCACUUCGCACAAGGCACCCUCAAACCUGCUGCUCAUCUUAUUGGAGACCCCAGCACCCAGAACUCACUGCGCUGGAGAGCAAACACAGAUCGUGCCUUCCUCCGCCAUGGCUUCUCCUUGAGCAACAAUUCCCUCCUGGUCCCCACCAGUGGCCUCUACUUUGUCUACUCUCAGGUGGUCUUCUCUGGGGAAGGCUGCUUCCCCAAGGCCACCCCAACCCCUCUCUACCUGGCCCAUGAGGUCCAGCUCUUCUCCUCCCAGUACCCCUUCCACGUGCCUCUCCUCAGUGCUCAGAAGUCCGUGUGCCCAGGGCCACAGGGACCUUGGGUGCGCUCUGUGUACCAGGGAGCUGUGUUCCUGCUCACCCAGGGAGAUCAGCUAUCCACUCACACAGAUGGCAUCUCCCACCUACUCCUCAGCCCCAGUAGUGUCUUCUUUGGAGCGUUUGCUCUGUAGAAAUCUCCAGAAAGAAAACUAAUUGGUUUCAAGACCUUCUCCCAUUUUGCCUCCGUGCUGACCACUUCAAGGGUGUCACCACACCUCUUUUGACCAUUCCACGUGUCUCAAGUCUCCCUGCUCAU
This is a messenger RNA of Panthera uncia (snow leopard), 907 nucleotides long. RefSeq names its product lymphotoxin alpha (gene LTA). The transcript is spliced from 3 exons. Gene Ontology annotation, molecular function: tumor necrosis factor receptor binding. Bases 75 to 782 code for a protein of 235 amino acids. Gene Ontology annotation, biological process: immune response. The record is from RefSeq and is a predicted model, not a curated record. NCBI's taxonomy places the organism in Eukaryota, Metazoa, Chordata, Mammalia, Carnivora, Felidae. Gene Ontology annotation, cellular component: membrane.